Molecule: messenger RNA, 2196 nt
Organism: Ectocarpus sp. CCAP 1310/34
Lineage: Eukaryota; Phaeophyceae; Ectocarpales; Ectocarpaceae
Source: the annotation of a GenBank genome assembly
AUGGAGAACCCCAACAACAUGAACGUGCAGGCAGAGCAGAGUGCAGCCGCAAGUACCUCCGCUCCUUCGACAACUUCGACUGCAGCAGCGCAGGCGCCACAGCAGAUCACUUCCUUCUUUGGGCCCGCGCACACCUCUUCUACGCAAGAGGCUCCUACUCCUGCUCCUGUUGACCUAACAGCAGCAGGAGCUGGAACAGCAACAGGCGCCAACAUGACAGCCUCCGCAUCGCCUCAGCAGCAGCAGCCAGUUGCUCUCUUGCUUUCAGCAGCACGUAUGAGCACCGCAGCAGACGAGUCAACGCACACCAGCCAAGCAUCUCAGCUUGUGGUGGACGUGGUGGACCAGGAGCCCAGCACUUCCGUCGGCACGGAAGCACGAUCCAAGCGAGUGGUGGGUGGCGCACCCGGAGCGCCUCUAUCAGGAGCAGCACCGGCGCCAGCUCCAGCACCGGCAGCAGCAACGCCGGCAGCGGGAGGAGCGCCGGUGGCCAACGAUGCUGCAUCCGGCGACGUGAUGUUUCCCGGAGAGACAGAGUGGGUAGAUGGGCUCGGCGGCGUUCAUGUUGGUACGCCGGCACAGAACAGGAGCAAGAGGAAGAAAGGGCAGCUGGAGUUGGAGCCGCCGAACUUCCCGAUCCCCGAGCUUGGUGGUGGAAGCCAAAGGAAGCGCUACCCUCUGAAGUUUAAGGUGGAUGCGGUGAGGUACUCGCAGAGGAAGAUCAAGGGGGCGCAAGGGCCGAACGGGACUGUUGGGAUAAUCUACGCGACCAGGAUCCUGAAGAUUCCCGACAAGGCGACGUUGGCGGCGUGGUUCAAGAACGUCGCCGAGUACGAUGCCGCGCUGGCGGAAGCGGACACGUACAAGGGAGGAGCGAAGCGCAAGAAGAAAGCCAACAACCGCUUGUCGCUGAACGUCGGACGGAUCAGGACGCACACGGCGGCCGAGCGUGAGGUCGUGGACUGGAUCAACGAGCUGCGUUCUGACGGCAUCCGCCCGUGUUUCGACGAAGAUGAUCAAGAACAAGGCUGUCGAACUAAAGCCGAACUUCUUCGGGGAGAGGCCGGCGCCAUCCGAUCUCCAGGGCUCCCUCAAGUACAAGAACAGGCAGAACCAGUGGUGCAGAAGGGGNAGGUCUACCGCUUCUCUGUGCGAGCUGUCACCCGGCAAGGCCAGAAACUCCCUUCUGGCUGGCCUUUGGUCGCCAUGCAGGCGAUCAUGGAGUGGAGGAGGCUGAAGUACGACGUGCCUUCCGCGCUCGAACUUGCGGACGGAGUCGAGUGCCUGGGGGUUGUGGCAGGGGCGGGAGGCAGCGCGAGCGGCAGCGGGGGUAGGAGUGGUGCUGGUGUUCUUUCGGGGCCGCGUCUCAAGUUCGCCUUGGCGCAGAUUGGCAACAUGGACGAAACCCCUACCUGGUUCGAGAGCCCGGGGAAGGAUACUGUGAACGCCACGGGCGCGAAGGAGAUUGCCGUCAAAAUAAUCUUCAAGGGUCAGUCCACUCCGAAGGGAAAGUCCCCCGCCGCCAACAGCAUCGAACGCGAGUUCAAGAACUACAAGGACAGGAAGGGCUGCGCGUACCCGCGAGGUAUGGCCUACGCCGUGGACCCCAAGGGAUGGCACUCGCAGCGGGUGUUCGACGACGUGUGGGUGCCGCAGGUGUGGAACCGGCGCCCGGGGCGGCAGGGCCGCCUGGGCGGCUACCGUCAGCCUGACACGCUUUUGGCGUGGGACGACUACACCGUCCACAAGACAGACGCGUCUACCAAGGCGAUGGAGGAGUCCAACACGACGCUGUUCCCCAUUCCAAGAGGCCUGACUCCAAAGCUCCAGCCGUGCGAUGGCCUCGUCAACAAGAUCUUCAAGGCAUACAUGUCCAGGCUCUACGACGACCACAUGGCUUCCAAGGACGUCACGCGCAACGACCACGGCUACCCGGAGCCCCCUUUGCGGGGUUUGGUCGCACAGAAGGCUGGCCUGCUGCUGCCCUUCGACGGGUCGGAAGACGAGGCCUGGGCCAACAAGGAGCUCGGCGCCAACGCCAAGGGGGAGCCCAUCGGCGCGCCAUCCGACGCUGCGGACAAGGCUGACUCGUCGUCCGGAAGCGAGAACUUGCUGGAGGUGUUGGACAUCGACGACGAUGACGACACGGUCGGGGUGGUGGUGGACGUGAGCGACGACGAGGGCGAGGAGCUGUGA